Messenger RNA from Henningerozyma blattae CBS 6284, 1323 nucleotides. Its product is annotated as glycoside hydrolase family 5 protein. Gene Ontology annotation, molecular function: glucan exo-1,3-beta-glucosidase activity. The coding region runs from base 1 to 1323 and encodes 440 amino acids. The transcript has a single exon. Gene Ontology annotation, biological process: glucan catabolic process. The record is from RefSeq and is a predicted model, not a curated record. NCBI's taxonomy places the organism in Eukaryota, Fungi, Ascomycota, Saccharomycetes, Saccharomycetales, Saccharomycetaceae. Gene Ontology annotation, cellular component: cell surface; extracellular region.
AUGCUAUUAUCAUUGUUUACAAUUGCUACGCUUUCUUUUCAACUGUUAUUGGCAAAAGCCAAUCCUAUUCCUCACCAAAGUCCUUUAUCUUUACAAUUUAUGAAUGAUCGGAAUGAAAAACGAUUUUAUGAUUAUGGAACCAUUAAAUCUCCAAUUAGAGGUGUUAAUAUUGGCGGUUGGCUAGUAUUGGAGCCAUAUAUUACUCCAUCUCUCUUUGAAAGAUUCCGGGAAAAUCCAUUUAAUGACGAUGGCAUUCCUGUUGAUGAAUUUCAUUAUUGUAAGUAUCUAGGCUAUGAUGAGGCUAAGUCAAGGCUAAUUAACCAUUGGGAUACAUUUUAUACAGAACAAGAUUUCAAAGAUAUUGCAGAUAAAGGAUUAAAUUUAGUUAGAAUACCAAUCGGUUACUGGGCUUUUAAGAAGAGAGAUCUUGAUCCAUUUGUCACAGGCUACCAAGAGAAAUAUUUAGAUAAUGCAAUUGAAUGGAGUAAAAAAUAUGGGUUAAAAGUCUGGGUUGAUUUACAUGGUGCUGCUGGUUCCCAAAAUGGUUUUGACAACUCUGGGUUAAGAGACCAUUUAGAAUUUUUGAAUGAUGACAAUUUAGAUGUCACAUUGCAAGCCUUAAAAUAUAUAUUAGAGAAAUAUUCACGCGAAGAAUUCUUGGAUACUGUUGUUGGUAUUGAGUUGAUUAAUGAACCUCUAGGUGGUGUUAUUGAUAUGCAAAAAUAUAAAACACAAUUCCUAGAUGUUGCAUAUGAUUAUUUAAGACAUACUUUGAAAAGAAAUCAAAUUAUUGUGAUUCACGACACAUUUUUACCAAAUGAAUAUUGGGAUGACUUUUGGACUUUGAAACAAGAUCAUUGGGGUGUAGUAAUCGACCACCACAGAUACGAGGCAUUUAAUUAUGGUGAUUUAACUAGUCCAAUAGAAAUGAAAGUUAGAACAGCAUGUGCAUGGGGAUUAUCUUCCAUUAAAGAUACACAUUGGAGUAUUACAGGUGAAUUUUCUGCAGCAUUAACAGAUUGUACGAAAUGGUUGAAUGGUGUUGGAAGAGGUGCUCGCUAUGAUGGGACUUUGGCUUCUAAUUAUGCACCAAUUGGUUCUUGCAAACCUUUUAAUGAUAUUUCACAAUACACUCCUGAAAUGAGAACAAAUACCAGAAAGUUUGUUGAAGCCCAGUUAGAUGCAUUUGAAAUGAGAGAAGGUUGGAUAAUUUGGUGCUAUAAAACAGAAUCUUCGAUUGAAUGGGAUUUAAAGAGAUUGAUAGAGUACGAUUUAUUCCCACAGCCUAUUACUAGCAGAAAGUAUCCAAAGCAAUGUGAAUAA